UGCAUAACUAGAACAGUUAGAUAUUAUGGCGGCAGCACCCGAGUGGCUAACAGAAGCGUAUAUUGUGCAUGCGCUUAGAUCAUACUACAAAGAUGAUAGUUUAAAGAUCAACAAGUUGGAAGUGAAUCCCGCCUUGGGUCCCGGCGAAAACUAUGGCGGCGUCCUAAACCGUGUACGUGUAAGCUUCAAACUUAAGGCUCAAGCGCAGCUAGAGCAACAGAAUCUGAUUGUGAAGACCGCCAUCGAGGAUGACGAAUUGACAAAAGAGCUAACGUCACACUAUGAUAUCUUCAAUCGUGAAAUGAAUAUUUACGAAGAUAUCUUACCCAAGCUAAAUGAAAUAUUGAAAGAACUGAAUAUGUUCGAGCCACUCUUUCCCACCACCAUCUUUAUCGACCGUCAGCGCAUGGCAAUCAUUUUUGAAGAUCUUUCCGUGCAGGGCUAUGUGAUGAGCGAUCGCGUUAAGCGUCUGGAUAAGCAGCAUGCUGAGCUGGUGCUGCACAAGCUGGCCAAGAUGCAUGCCGCAUCCGCCAUAUUGAACGAGCGCAAUGCAGGCAGCCUGGAAAAAUACGAUCGUGGCUUCUUCAAUCAAUAUACAGAUGCUUAUAGCGGCUAUUUUGUAGGUGGUUUGCUGGCAGCUGCGCGCUGGAUGAGCCAAGAUCCUGAAUGUGCUCGUUAUGGCAAGAAACUGUUUGAGCUGGCACCACAUUACAUGGAUAUAGGCAGGGAGUGCUUUAAGCCUGUGCCUGGAGCUGUUAAUGUCCUGACGCAUGGCGAUAUCUGGACCAACAAUGUUAUGGUUAAAUAUGAUGCCGCAACGGGUUGUCCAUUGGACAUUCUACUGAUUGACUUUCAGUACUCCUUCUGGGGUUCGCCCACUUUGGACUUGCAUCAUUUCUUCAACACUUCGCUGCAAGAGCAACUACGUCGCUCAGAGCAAAGUGCACUAAUCAAACAUUACCACGGAAUUUUUAGACACAUUUUAAGGAAGUCGGCAUAUGCCGAGCAGCCCAUACCCAGUCUACUUCAGUUCCAACUGCAAGCAGAGCAAAAACGUUUCUUUGCUGUACACUCGACGGUUGUUGUGCAGCCUGUGAUGCUUUGUGAAGAUGCUACUGAUGCCUGCUUUAAUGCUCUGAUGAACGAUGACGAACGUGGACUCCGCUUCAAGAAUCGUCUAUAUGACAAUCCCACAGUUCAACAGAACCUAAAAGCAUUGAUGCCAUUCUUUGAUACAAAAGGAGUGCUGGAGGUUAAUCAAUGUUGUUAGCAGUCGUUAAGUUACAGCUGAUAAGCAACUAUAUAGAAAACGGCAUUUAGUAUAUAAGCAGACACGCCAGUUUAUUAUAUUUACAAUUACUAUUUGCAUUGUAAACUAAUUCGUAAGCCGCUUAGAUUAGCAACUUGUCAAGUAUAUACAAUUUAUACUAGACUUAUCGCGUGCCGUGCCUUUAGUCUGUUAUCUAAAUAUAUAGUGCAAGCAUAGUGGAACUAUUGUUCCCGGA
Molecule: messenger RNA, 1505 nt
Organism: Drosophila busckii
Lineage: Eukaryota; Metazoa; Arthropoda; Insecta; Diptera; Drosophilidae
Exons: 2
Coding region: 26-1270 (414 amino acids)
Source: RefSeq, a predicted model, not a curated record